This is a messenger RNA of Sinocyclocheilus anshuiensis, 901 nucleotides long. It is a transcript of the gene fam163b, whose product is annotated as family with sequence similarity 163 member B. NCBI's taxonomy places the organism in Eukaryota, Metazoa, Chordata, Actinopteri, Cypriniformes, Cyprinidae. The coding region runs from base 239 to 784 and encodes 181 amino acids. The transcript has 3 exons. The record is from RefSeq and is a predicted model, not a curated record.
UCUUCUCCUCACACUCACAGCUCUCUCUCAGUGCUCAUGAAGUUCAGCUCUUAUCAUCACCUAUCCGUUCAGUGAUCUUUUUGUCUGAUUUAUUUAUUAUAGGAAUUUCAUUCCGUCUGGAGAUGUGACUUCGUGGAAGUGAUUUUGUGGGUAGUUUGUGGUUACGUUCGCCGGAUGCAUUGGACACGUGCCCUAUGUUCUGUAGAUACCAUAAUUUUGUUGAUGGAGAGGAUUUCGAAUGACAGCCGGCACAGUGGUCAUCACAGGUGGAAUUCUGGCUGCCGUCAUCUUGCUAACUAUUGUCACAGUUCUGUGUUACUGUAGGCUGCAGUAUUACUGCUGUAAAAGAGAUGAGUCGGAGGAGGGGGAGGAGGAGGCUGACGUUGCCAAGGCAUCUCCAAAUCCACUGCACCAACCGAGUUCACCUGAGAGUCCGCUGAGUCUCCAACACUUCCCUGAAUACACGUCCUCCAAUCAGCUGCUAAUGACUGCAGAGCCUUUUGAGGCCAACGGACCGGUCAGUUAUCCUCAAUACAUACCGCGGGUGCCCAACAGGCCGCCCCGCUCGUACACUUUCUGCCCGUCCUGCUCGGGGUAUCUGCCGCUCUACAUGAGCCCACAGGAGGGGCAGCGUAAUGGAGGUGGCAGGAUCAGCUACAGGACUCUGCAGCAGGAGGAAUUAGACCUGCCAAUGGAGACGCCCAGCUUCCACAAACUCAACCUCAUCCGCUCUGUCACCAUGCAGGAAGUGCUGACGCAUCACAGCAUCAGCACCGAUGUGUAGCACCUCGUAUUCACGUGAAGUAUUCUGUGAUUCACUUUCAUUAUCCUGCUCUCUGUACCCAAUGCUUUAUUUAGAUCUAUCCAAUACAUGAUCUUCAUUCAUUCAUUUAGAAGGAUA